This is a messenger RNA of Enterobius vermicularis (human pinworm), 462 nucleotides long. Lineage: Eukaryota; Metazoa; Nematoda; Chromadorea; Rhabditida; Oxyuridae. The record is from the annotation of a GenBank genome assembly.
AUGGUACUGCAGGACAAAGCGAACAUCAAGGGCGACGUCUUUUUCACUCAGGAAAAAGAAGGAGGAGUGACCGAAGUUGAAGGUCAAAUAGAGGGUUUGAAACCUGGAAAGCAUGGUUUUCACAUCCAUCAGUAUGGUGAUCUUACGCAGGGAUGUGUUUCUGCAGGACCUCAUUUCAACCCAUUCAAUAAAACACAUGGGGGCCCUGAGGAUGCAACUCGCCACGUGGGUGAUCUUGGUAAUGUAGAAGCAAACGCUGAUGGUGUGGCAAAAUUCAAAAUGUCUAGUGACCUGAUCCAGCUGAGUGGCGUGACUUCCGUUGUUGGUCGAUCCGUCGUCGUUCAUGAGAAUGAAGAUGAUCUUGGUCGAGGAGUUGGGGACAAAAAAGAGGAAAGUUUAAAAACCGGUAAUGCAGGCGGAAGGCUCGCAUGUUCAGUUAUUGGUCUGAUGGCUCCAAAAUAA